CUGGCCACCUCGUGACCACUGAUUUCAAGAAAUAGGGGUGACCUCUUGUUGCAAGAACAGUCCAAGCUACUAUAUAAAGAUGGUAAGUAACAAACAAAAAAGUUGUAUGAACUUUGUUUACAAAACUUUAGCUUUACUACAAUGAUAAAUGCUAGUACGCUGACAGCGAGGUGACAUUUCGUUCGCUUGUUGCCAGCAACCAACGCUUGCUUCUGCAAGUAGCUAACCUAACUUAUAACGUUAGCUAGCUAGCUACCGGGAACCAACUUUUGUAUCAAGUUCUAUACCUACGGUUCGACCAAGUUAAACAUGUUUGUAAAACGAUGUUGCAUGUGAUUCUUGUGUUAUGUUGUUUAAAGACAAGUUGGAAGGAAUACACUGGCUAAUUCAUUAGAAAGGAUUGUUGGAAAUGUGCCAGUCAACUUGGCACGUUUUAACAUCAUGUCGUUUCGACAGCUUGUGUAGUAUGCAAAUUUGUCCACAUAAAUUUGAAAAAGGUCCGAAAUGGGCAGAAUGUGUUAAUGUGGCCUAAUGUUAUCUAGCUGUCUAACUAUUGCAUGCGACUUUUUCUCCCCAGCAAAAUACAAUUGUUUUAUUUUGUGACUAUUUACGUUUGUAUGAAAGGGAUAAGGUUGAAUGAAUGUUAAAGAUGGUUUGUUACAGUAGCUAUAAAUAUCUCGGCUCAGAUGUCUCGAGGAGUGUGUUCUAUUUUUAAAUUGACCGUGGCUUACCUCUGAGUUAAUAAAUCCCACUCCGACAUUGUCCGGGCACGGAUCCCGGAUCCCAUUUGGAAUACCAUUGUUGGAGACAAACUCAAGUUCUAGCUAGGGUUCUAGUACAGUUAUCUCUAGUAUUGUAACUGACUGUCACUUAGUUACGAGUAAACUCCUAGCCAAUUCCUCAAAGGUAUCCCACUCACCUCAUUCCCAAUUAAUGUACACCUCAUUUUACCUGACUGUUUGUGUUGUUGACAGUGAGUGUUUUUCCUUUACAAGCUCACUGAUGUUACGUAACAUUGAUUCCUCAAACCCUCCCAAGUAAUGCACUACAUGGGGGCUUAGGGCAAGUUCACCUCCAAUAUUUUAAAAUGUGCCACUGAAAUUGCAGCGACAAAGGCCAAAAACCCCCCAAAAAACAGCGCCUGGUCGCAUUCUUUUGGCAACAAAUGGAAGAAAAUUAACUGAAACAGGGACUUACUACCUGAACUUGUUCAAAAAGAAAUGCACAUUUUAGUGUUCCAUUGCGAAACAUUUUACUACAGUGUUUAGGCGAAUUUGCUCUGGAUAAGUGUCUAAGUAACCUAACUGUAAUGUGCCCUAAUGAAUAGGGCCCUGAUCAGUGUUUUUAUAUCUUGUGUUGCAGUCUGCUGAACCUGUUCGUGUUCUGGUCACCGGCGCUGCUGGGCAGAUUGCCUACUCCUUGCUGUUCGGCAUCGCCAAGGGAGAUGUGUUCGGCAAAGAUCAGGUAAAGAAGGAAGGAAGGAAGAAGCUUUGGCUUGACUUGCAUUACGUAACAUCCCAGCUGAUCCUGUUAGGGGUUGUCGAGUGUGUGUCUGAAAUGGCACCCUAUUCCCUAUAUAGUGCACUACUUACCCUAUUUGCCCUGGUCAAAAGGAGUGCACUAUAUAGGGAAUAGGGUGCCAUGUCAGAUACCCCGUGUCAUCAUGACUGAUGGGCAACAUGCAGUGCCACACACUCACCCCUCAAAGUCACAGGUUGUGGGGUCGUAUCUGAAUUGAGUCACAACCUGCAGAAGCUUCACUCAAGGCUUUAGUGUCCUUGAAUUGCCUGAAAUUGAACCACUAGCAUACAGCCUACCGGUAGCAUAGGCUUAACACUGUCCCUUCAAGUAGUCCUAACAAUCAGUGUUGUCAAUGUAGUAAUCAUAUGAACCAUAUACAUCUGUUCAGUUAUCAAUCUACCAGCCAGUAGGUCAAUGGAAAGAUCAAUACAUCCUACUCUCAUUGGUUAUCUACUCUUGUCAUUUCAUGGUCUCUCCUAUCAGCCAAUCUCCCUGAUCUUGCUGGACAUCUCCCCCAUGUUGCCAGUCUUGGAUGGAGUGGUCAUGGAGCUGCAGGACUGUGCCCUCCCACUCCUGAGAGGUAAACCAUGGGGGGGCAUAUUCUGACUGGAUUGGGGGAGGGUCGAGGGCAUAUUCUGACUGGAUUGCGGGAGGGCCGAGGGCAUAUUCUGACUGGAUUGGGGGUGGGCCGAGGGCAUAUUCUGACUGGAUUGGGGGAGGGCCGAGGGCAUAUUCUGACUGGAUUGGGGGAGGGCCGAGGGCAUAUUCUGACUGGAUUGGGGGAGGGCCGAGGGCAUAUUCUGACUGGAUUGGGGGAGGGCCGAGGGCAUAUUCUGACUGGAUUGGGGGAGGGCCGAGGGCAUAUUCUGACUGGAUUGGGGGAGGGCCGAGGGCAUAUUCUGACUGGAUUGGGGGAGGGCCGAGGGCAUAUUCUGACUGGGGGGAUGGGGAUUCGUUUCUGUAAAUCAUCCUUUUUUCAAAAUUUGAAAAUGAACCAUGAGCAGGGUGACAGCUGGACCUGGGUCAGAAUGAACCAUGAGCAUCCAGACCUGGGGCAAAUAACAUGUCAAAUACUUCAGCUGUGUUUGAUUGACUUUGCCCAGUACAAUGCAGUGUUUCCCUUAUAUUCGUUGCUGCCACUCCAAAGAUAUGAUGAAAACAAUUAGGAUGAUAGAAUGUUUUCAGUGUGAACUUGAAUGACUAAAACCAAACAUUAAGGAUGUAGAGAAGUUCUCAGUCCCAUGGCAAAAUGUGUACAAUUGCAGGAAAUUAGCUUUAAAACAUAAAAAUGUUGUCUCUGUGGCCAAGAGGACGGCCUCUAAAAUGUCAGGUCGUUGGCCACGCCCACUACCACUGAAAUGGAAGGAAGCCGGUUUCCUGGUUGGACCGCCGGGCCUUCUCUCUUUGUCCCGUUACAGUAACCAAUGUCUGUGUCACAAAUGGGACCCUAUUCCGUAUAUCCCUCAAACUCAACUCUGGACCUUGAAGCCAGUUCCAUUGCGUUUUUAAAUUGUUCCCCUCUAACCAGGGACUGAUUUUAGACUUGGGAGACCAGGUGGGUGCAAUUAAUUAUCAAGUAGAACAGAAAACCAGCAGGCUCCGGACCUCGUAGGGUCAGAGUUGACUACUCCUACCCUAUAUAGUGCACUACUUUCUUUUUUUUAACCCUAUGGGCUGUCCUAUGGACACUGGUCAAUAGUAGUGCACUAUAUAGGGAAUGGGGUGCCAUUUGGAAUACAAAUGACAUGGCUUUAGUUGUGAGGCACCAGUAGUAUCUCCAAUCUCCAUUGUGACCUGGUAUUUUUCUGUUGUCAACGGUGGUGUCCUUGCUUUGUUCUCACCUCUGCUGUGAGGCCCCAGUAUUAACGCUCAGUGCUGCAAAGACAAUGUUCAAUGUGGGGAGGAGGGUGUCUAUAGUGAUAUGACCCGUGUCCAAACCAGACCUGGGUUCAAGCACUAUUUAAAACCGUUAAAAUACUUGUAGUGCGUUUGCCAGAUCGGUGGGAUUUGCAGAAUCGCCAGAAUCUCGCAGAAAUCCCUUUUAAAGCUGUUAACUGGCAACAGUCAGUCUGUCCCACAGACAACAGUAGCAUAACACAGUAAUCAAUAUAGGCUGUGGUAAAGCUGACAUAAAAGCAACAACUGUGAGUGACUGAGCUGAUGAGAAUGUAAGGUGUGUUGGGACAAGAUGGGAAUUAACACAGGGAAAACCACACUGAGACAAUGUACAGCAGAACGCCAUGGGCAAACGCAUGCAAGCCUCUGUUUCUUCAAAGAGGCUACUUUCAUUGUCACGCCUGAAGGAUUUAGCCUAAUAAAGCACUCCUUAAAAAAGCGAUUUGCUGCUGUCCUGGAUCAUGUUAAUUAGACAACACCAUAGUAAAACCUUUCACAAUGUUGUGCACCAAAAAUGAAAAGUAGUCUUUUGUUAUCCUCCCUGUUUCAGUCUGUUGUCUUCCAUGUGGUGCCCAUUGAACCAACCAACCCUGGUCUGUUGUCUUCCAUGUGGUGCCCAUUGAACCAACCAACCCUGGUCUGUUGUCUUCCAUGUGGUGCCCAUUGAACCAACCAACCCUGGUCUGUUGUCUUCCAUGUGGUGCCCAUUGAACCAACCAACCCUGGUCUGUUGUCUUCCAUGUGGUGCCCAUUGAACCAACCAACCCUGGUCUGUUGUCUUCCAUGUGGUGCCCAUUGAACCAACCAACCCUGGUCUGUUGUCUUCCAUGUGGUGCCCAUUGAACCAACCCACCCUGGUCUGUUGUCUUCCAUGUGGUGCCCAUUGAACCAACCCACCCUGGUCUGUUGUAUUUUAUUAGUCUACAGAGGUCAUUCCCACAGACAAGGGAAAAAAAACUACAAGUGUCUUAAAGGACACAUGUCCAGAUAGUCCCUCCCCUUUCACGCUUGUUUCUGACCGUUUUUCUUCCAUUUGGUACCGAAUGAACAAGCCCUUGUUUAUUCCAUCUGUUUUCAGAGGUCAUCCCCACGGACAAGGAGGACGUUGCCUUCAAGGACCUGGACGCUGCCAUCCUGGUGGGCUCCAUGCCCAGGAGAGAGGGUAUGGAGAGGAAGGAUCUGCUCAAGGCUAACGUGGCCAUCUUCAAGAGCCAGGGGGCCGCACUGGAGAAGUACGCCAAGAAGACUGUCAAGGUGAGAUGAUACAGGGUUUGUCGUCUGUGUAACUGUCAGCGUCCCGAAAUGUCUACGCAGACUCGCCGUCUGUCAAUACUAGCAGGUACCAUCCGUUUGUGAUAUAGUGGAAGCCAUGUGUCCUUAGACUUAGAGAGGACUCAUGAGACGCUGCACCUCAGACCUGUUGAAAUUCACACUUCACCACGUGUUGGGCGCUUAUGCCCUAUGGAAAAACUGGCCUGGAAUGCCGUUGUGUGUGUGAGCGUUGUGUGAGAGUGUGUGUGUGUUUGCAAGCAUGUGUGUUUUGAUUUUAAAAUCUAGCUGCUCACAUGUCUUAACACUAUAUCCCACCCCUCCGGUCUGCUUCGGUAUAGAAGCCUCACAUUGUAUCCACCCUGGCUUGGUUCCAUCCCAGGAGUUGGUCUGCUUCGGUCUAGAAGCCUCACAUUGUAUCCACCCUGGCUUGGUUCCAUCGCAGGGAGACAUUCUGAUUCUCUACUGCUCCCCAAGUGUGCACUUGUAUACUUCCCUUCAUGGAUUUACAAAAGAAAUGGACUGGUGUUCGGAAUAUGGUGGAAACCUAUAGAAUUAGGAAUUAUAAUAUUAGUAAUUUUAAUAGGGUCUCUAUGGUGGAAACUCCCUCCAGCCAUGCUUACACCAAUACCAAUGCUUUUAAAUGCAUGAUGGGGCGUGAAUGAGGGCACACUUCAAGACAAUAGGAACUCCGCCAAGGACUGGAAUGUCCCGACUAGUGCCAGUAGAACUGUGGGUGUGUUGUGAGGAGGGCUCUUGGCCUCAGAUACUGAUCUAGCAACAGGUGUUGGGGACUGUCAGACUGACGGUGUGCGUGUGUGUUAGAGAGCGUGACUGCGUGCAUGUGUGUGUGCUGGCACUUGUCAUUUCUCCCGACUGCAUUCUUCCUUAAGUGACCUUGUUACAAAGACCUUGUUACAAAUGCGACGGCGCACAAAUGGCCCAGCGUCGUCCAGGGUAGGGGAGGGAAUGGCCGGCAGGGAUGUAGCUCAGUUGGUAGAGCAUGGCGUUUGCAACGCUAGGGUUGUGGGUUCUUUUCCCACGGGGGGCCAGUAUGAAAAAAAUAUGAAAAAAAUAAAUAAUGAAUGCACUCACUAUCUGUAAGUCGCUCUGGAUAAGAGCGUCUGCUAAAUGACUAAAAUGUAAAAUACAAAAACUUGACUUGUCUUCAGGCUGCCGUGACAGUCGGGCAGCAAGGUUGACGCUGCCGUGAUAGAACGUCAGGCAGCAAGGCUUUGGAAUUUUCCAUUACUCACACAAGGCCCAAGUUACAAAUGUUAAAGUUCAAGUAAUUUUUCUUUUUAAACUACAUGGUGGUCAUAGAUACUGAAAUAAAAUGAUAUAUUGCAUUUCUAAAUAGACAAACAUUUAAGUUAAAAUAAAGGUGCAAACUAUGACCUAUUUGUUACAUUCGCAACAAUAUGUACAAUGUAUAUGCCCUCUUAGUCUCAAAUUGCCUUACUUCAACGUCCCCAUCACUCUGCUGUUAAGAGAUGUUUUUUUGCAUGGUCUGCAUCUCAAUCCACCGCAUCCUCCUAUGGCAGUCUUCCGCAUCUGCGGUGGAAGGUGGCUGAGCGACAGUGGUGUUUGUCAGACCAUGAGACAUCCCGAUAAUCGGUCUUCUCACGAAGGCAUACAUGCAUACAUACAUACAGUACCAGUCAAAAGGUUGGAAACCGUUGCUCAUUAAAGGGUUUUUAUUUUUUACUAUUUUCUACAUUGUAGAAUAAUAGUGAAGACCUCAAAACUAUGAAAUUACACAUAUGGAAUCAUGUAGUAACCAAAAAAGUGUUAAACAAAUCCAAAUAUAUAUUUUAUAUUUGAGAUUUUUCAAAGUAGCCACCCUUUGCCUUGAUGACAGCUUUGCACACUCUUGUCAUGCUCUCAACCAGCUUCAUGAGGUAGUCACCUGGAAUGCUUUUCCAACAGUCUUGAAGGAGUUCCCACAUAUGCUGAGCACUUGUUGGCUGCUUUUCCUUCACUCUGCCAUCCAACUCAUCCCAAAUCAUCUCAAUUUGGUUGAGGUCGGGUGAUUGUGGAGGCCAGGUCAUCUGAUGCAGCACUCCAUCACUCUCCUUCUUGGUCAAAUAGCCUGGAGGUGUGUUGGGUCAUUGUCCUGUUGAAAAACGAAUGAUAGUCCCACUAAACGCAAACCAGAUGGGAUGGCGUAUUGUUGCAGAAUGCUGUGGUAGCCAUGCUGGUUAAGUGUGCCUUGAAUUCUAAAUAAAUCACAGACAGUAUCACCAGCAAAGCACCAUCACACCACCUCCUCCAUGCUUCACAGUGGGAACCACACAUGCGGAGAUCAUCCGUUCACCUACUCUGCGUCUCACAAAAACACGGCGGUUGGAACCAAAAAUCUCACAUUUGGACUCAUCAGACCAAAGGACCGAUUUCCACUGGUCUAAUGUCCAGUGCUCGUGUUUCUUGGCCCAAGCAAGUCUCUUCUUAUUGAUGUCCUUUAGUAGUGGUUUCUUUGCAGCAAUUCAACCAUGAAGGCCUGAUUCACCCAGUCUCCUCUGAACAGUUGAUGUUGAGAUGUCUGUUACUUAACUCUGUGAAGCAUUUAUUUGGGCUGCAAUCUGAGGUGCAGUUAACUCUAAUGAACUUAUACUCUGCAGCAGAGGUAACUCUGGGUCUUCAUUUCCUGUGGCGGUCCUCAUGAGAGCCAGUUUCAUCAUAGCGCUUGAAUGUUUUUGCGACUGCACUUAAAGAAACUUUCAAAGUUCUUAAUUUUCCGCAUUGACUGACCUUCAUGUCUUAUGAUGGACUGUUGUUUCUCUUUGCUUAUUUGAGCUGUUCUUGCCAUAAUAUGGACUUGGUCUUUUGCCAAAUAGGGCUAUCUUCUGUAUACCACCCCUACCUUGUCACAACACAACUGAUUGGCUCAAACUCAUUAAGAAGGAAAGCAAUUCCACAAAUUAACUUUUAACAAGGCACACCUGUUAAUUGAAUGCAUUCCAGGUGACUACAUCAUGAAGCUGGUUGAGAUUUUGUUUUCAUAGUUUUGAUGUCUUCACUAUUAUUCUACAAUGUAGAAAAUAGUAAAAAUAAAAACCUUAUAAUGAGUAGGUGCCAUCUUUUGACUGGUACUGUACAUGACACACUUCACCCUUAUUCCUUAUGAUUAAUUUUGACUCUUUUUUUUUUCCAUUUAUGAAUGUUAUUCAAUGCGAUUUGGUAGUAAAGACAAUUUAAAAAUGUAUCAAUUAAAAAAAAAAUAUAUAUAUAUAUAUAUACAUACAUACAUACAGUGGGGGGAAAAGUAUUUAGUCAGCCACCAAUUGUGCAAGUUCUCCCACUAAAAAAGAUGAGGCCUGUAAUUUUCAUCAUAGGAAACACGUCAACUAUGACAGACAAUUGAGAAAAAAAUUUCCAGAAAAUCACAUGUAGGAUUUUAAUGAAUUUAUUUGAAAAUUAUGGUGGAAAAUAAGUAUUUGGUCACCUACAAACAAGCAAGAUUUCUGGCUCUCACAGACCUGUAACUUCUUCUUUAAGAGGCUCCUCUGUCCUCCACUCGUUACCUGUAUUAAUGGCACCUGUUUGAACUUGUUAUCAGUAUAAAAGACACCUGUCCACAACCUCAAACAGUCACACUCCAAACUCCACUAUGGCCAAGACCAACGAGCUGUCAAAGGACACCAGAAACAAAAGUGUAGACCUGCACCAGGCUGGGAAGACUGAAUCUGCAAUAGGUAAGCAGCUUGGUUUGAAGAAAUCAACUGUGGGAGCAAUUAUUAGGAAAUGGAAGACAUACAAGACCACUGAUAAUCUCCCUCGAUCUGGGGCUCCACGCAAGAUCUCACCCCGUGGGGUCAAAAUGAUCACAAGAACGGUGAGCAAAAAUCCCAGAACCACACGGGGGGACCUAGUGAAUGACCUGCAGAGAGCUGGGACCAAAGUAACAAAGCCUACCAUCAGUAACACACUACGCCGCCAGGGACUCAAAUCCUGCAGUGCCAGAAGUGUCCCCCUGCUUAAGCCAGUACAUGUCCAGGCCCGUCUGAAGUUUGCUAGAGUGCAUUUGGAUGAUCCAGAAGAGGAUUGGGAGAAUGUCAUAUGGUCAGAUGAAACCAAAAUACUCGUCGUGUUUGGAGGACAAAGAAUGCUGAGUUGCAUCCAAAGAACACCAUACCUACUGUGAAGCAUGGAGGUGGAAACAUCAUGCUUUGGGACUGUUUUUCUGCAAAGGGACCAGGACGACUGAUCCGUGUAAAGAAAAGAAUGAAUGGGGCCAUGUAUCGUGAGAUUUUGAGUGAAAACCUCCUUCCAUCAGCAAGGGCAUUGAAGAUGAAACGUGGCUGGGUCUUUCAGCAUGACAAUGAUCCCAAACACACUGCCCGGGCAACGAAGGAGUGGCUUCGUAAGAAGCAUUUCAAGGUCCUGGAGUGGCCUAGCCAGUCUCCAGAUCUCAACCCCAUAGAAAAUCUUUGGAGGGAGUUGAAAGUCUGUGUUGCCCAGCGACAGCCCCAAAACAUCACUGCUCUAGAGGAGAUCUGCAUGGAGGAAUGGGCCAAAAUACCAGCAACAGUGUGUGAACCUUGUGAAGACUUACAGAAAACGUUUGACCUGUGUCAUUGCCAACAAAGGGUAUAUAACAAAGUAUUGAGAAACUUUUGUUAUUGACCAAAUACUUAUUUUCCACCAUAAUUUGCAAAUAAAUUCAUUAAAAAUCCUACAAUGUGAUUUUCGGGAUAUUUUUUUCUGAUUUUGUCUGUCAUAGUUGACGUGUACCUAUGAUGAAAAUUACAGGCCUCAUCUUUUUAAGUGGGAGAACUUGCACAAUUGGUGGCUGACUAAAUACUUUUUUCCCCCACUGUGUGUGUGUAUAUAUAUAUAUAUAUAUAUAUAUAUAUAUAUAUAUAUUUUGUAUACCUAAAAUUCUAAAUCGAUUAGCUAAAUUAUCCAUGGUAUGACCAUCUUAAAACAAAUCUAUAGGACUGCUUAUAACCCCCUCGCCCCCAACGUGUUAGACUCUAGAGAAUGAAGUCUCGUCAUCACUGCUGUUUCAGAAUGAACAUUAGGAAGCCUGGAAGCUGAAGCUGAAACUAUUUUUUAGUUUUUUUGUCAUCUUAAUUGAUAUCGUGUGUGUGUGUUUAACAUUGCCUCUCCUUGUUUCGGUCAGGUCCUGGUGGUUGGUAACCCAGCCAACACAAACUGUCUGAUCGCAGCCAAGUCCGCCCCCUCCAUCCCCAAAGAGAACUUCUCCUGCCUUACCCGUCUGGACCACAACCGGGCCCGCUCUCAGGUACCUAUGUGUGGAGAAGAGUGGUUGUUUUGUACCUUUUUGAUUGAACCCCUGAAUUAAUAUUGUUAGUCCAAUCCCUCAUGAUGACGGAGUCUGUCUGUACUUUACCUGUAGUGGGUGUUUUGAGUUUCAUUAGGGACAGAUAAAGUGGGUGUGGAUUAUCUUAAUAGAUGGUAAUGUCAUCCUUACGAAGCUCUCUCCUCUCUCUACCCCAGGUUGCGAUGCGCUGCGGCGUGCCAGCCACCCAAGUGAAGAACGUGAUCAUCUGGGGCAACCACUCGUCCACCCAGUACCCUGACGUCCACCACUGCAAGGUAAUAUAUAAUUUGUCACAAUGUUAUGUAAUAAUAAAUAAUAUAUAUAAAGUAGUAUUAUACAUUUUUACAUUUUAGUCAUUUAGCAGACGCUCUUAUCCAGAGCGACUUUCACUCAACUUCUGGCAUUGCUUCACUUUCAAGUGCUCUGAAACAUUUUUAAAACCAAAGUGCACACAGUCAUCUUUUACACAUUUUCAAAACCGGAAAUGGCACAAUAAAAUAAAUAAAAAGGCAACAUAACGGUUGUCAGGAUAGUGAAAUACUUCAACUAGAGGUCUGCGUUCAUUUUUUAAAAAGAUGGCUCAGUAAUCUGAGGAAGAGAGAAGAUGGACACACCAGUUAUACCGUUGAUCAUAGACCAUUGAUUGUUGUUAACAUGUCAUAUCAUCACUCUUCUAAAACAUGACACCACUGCAAGGCAGUAGUGAAUAGUAUAUCAUGUAUAAUAUUACUUAACAACAUGUAAUAAUAGUUAUUUUACUACUCCAAGGUCAACAUGGCGGGCAGCGACCUGGCCUGCUUCGAUGCUGUGAAAGACGACGACUGGCUCAAAGGGUCCUUCAUCUCUGUGAGUUUAACUCUACUGUAAAACUCAUUUUCAUCUGGCUGUGUGAUUUUAAACUUUAGCUCCCCCCACCCCCCCUCCGCGUUGGUCUCUGUCAGUUUGUCUUAAACAGAUGCCUCGGAUUUAAUCUCCUCGUCUUUCUCAAAACGCAUUGGAGACGGUCCAAGGGAAAGGAACCUCUGACCUUCUCCAUGUGCUUUGAUAAGGAGAUUGGAAUCCUGGAAAAAUGAAUUGAGACAGCUGUUGUGUUUGAAGGAAGACUACUGGAGUGGGGAUGAGGCAUUUUCUAAGGCAUCUCUCUUCCUCUACUCUCCCUCUCCUCUUCCCCCCCUCAGACAGUGCAGCAGAGAGGUGCUGCGGUUAUCGCAGCCAGGAAGCUGUCCAGUGCCAUGUCUGCAGCCAAGGCUAUCUGUGACCACAUGAGGGACAUCUGGUCAGGCACUCCUGAGGUCAGCUAAGAGGGGUCCUUACGGGAUGGGACAAUUCUGUGGCCUUAGAUACAGAUUUAGGAUUAGUUUACCCUUCCCAGGUCUUCAUCAAUAUUUGUUUUAAUUGACUCAUAAUCUAUAUGGCACUCUGCUAUUUACAGUAUGUAUGGCUGUAUCCUAAUUCUCCACCCUUCUCCCAGUGUGCACUUGCACACUUCCAGACAGUCAUGGAUUAAAAAGCAAUGGAAUUGUGUUAUAAUUGGCUAUAGGGAGUUUCCACCAUUGUUAAAUCCAUGAGAUGUCUGCAGUUGCACACUUUGGGAAGAGGGUGGAGAAUCGUGUUGCAGCCUGUCUUUCUGUUAAUGGUUCCUGAACGCAGCCUGUCUUUGUGUUUUAAUGGUUCCUGAACGCAGCGUGGAGCAGCCUGUCUUUGGGUUAAUGGUUUCUGAACGCAGCGUGGAGCAGCCUGUCUUUGGGUUAAUGGUUCCUGAAUGCAGCGUGGAGCAGCCUGUCUUUGGGUUAAUGGUUCCUGAAUGCAGCGUGGAGCAGCCUGUCUUUGGGUUAAUGGUUCCUGAAUGCAGCCUGUCUUUGGGUUAAUGGUUCCUGAAUGCAGCCUGUCUUUGGGUUAAUGGUUCCUGAAUGCAGCCUGUCUUUGGGUUCAUGGUUCCUGAAUGCAGCCUGUCUUUGGGUUAAUGGUUCCUGAACACAGUGUGGAACAGCCUGUCUUUGUUAAUGGUUUCUGAACGCAGCCUGUCUUUGUGUUAAUGGUUCCUGAACACAGCCCUAACCUCUGUCCUCUUGUUUGCAGGGAGAGUUUGUCUCCAUGGGUGUCUACUCCAGCGGUAACUCCUAUGGAGUCUCCGAAGACCUCAUCUACUCAUUCCCUGUUUACAUCAAGGUGAGACAAUCUGACACUCUGCUCUCUACACUCCUCCAUACUAAGACUGCAUUUACACAGGCAGCCCAAUUCUGCUCUUUUGACCAAUUAUUGGCGGAAGAUCUUAUCUUAUUGGUCGAAAGACCAAUAAUUGGGCAAAAGAUCGGAAUUGGGCUGCCUGUGUAAAUGCAGUCUCAGCUCUCUUCACCACUAAACCAGAGAAAUAUCUGCUUCUAUAAACUGAUGCUCUAGUCUACGACAAACUGGAUCUGUUGCAGUGGGAAGUUGAUCACUUUGGCCUAUUAUUCAAUAUUAUUUUUCUCCCGUCUUCGUUUCCUCAGGACAAGCAGUGGAAGAUUGUGGACGGGCUGGCCAUCAACGACUUCUCCCGAGGCAAGAUGGACGCCACGGCAGUUGAGCUGGUGGAGGAGAGAGACACCGCCGUCACCUUCCUCAGCGCUUGACUACACUCCCAGCCACGGCAACCAACCCGGCAACAGCACUUGGACACACAACCCACACCUCCAGACUCACGUCUGUGAUGCCGCAUUCACGUGCUACUCGGAACUUAGGAGACUGGAAUAUCCAACUUGGAAGUUCCGUAUGAACGGUUUAACUUUAUACGCUUUACAGCAGUUCUUUAGACCUGAUUUUUUUGAGUUUCUGGUAAUUCUGAUAGCACAUGAACAUGGCAUUAUACAGUCCCUGUUGCAGCUCUGUGUGUGUCUAAAAUGGUUUAAUGUUACACACAUCUGAACAGGUUAUCCCUGUUUGGAUGGUUACCAUGCUUACCAUGGAAUGGAGGAAUGUUAUGGGUAGUUGAUGCACUAGUAGUUACUAUGACGAUCAUUGUUAAAUGGUUAAUUGUUGCUCAGUCGAGAACAAUAAAACCAGUAAAUGAUGUAUAGUCCUUAUUUUGUUUCUAGAUUUAACUUAAUAUUUUUUGGUUGUGAAAUAAGUAUUGGUUAAAUAAUCAUCACUAACUUCGUAAAACAUUUUAACUAUUUGACAUUUUCCCAUUUUAAAUGAUGAUAUUCUACUAUUUAUCUGAAUGUAAUCCAACUAUUUAUUACAGAAGCAUGUGGUUGUUAUGUCAUAGUCCUGCCGCUGGGGUGCAGCACAUUCUAAUCUGUAAAUCCCAGGACAGUAAAAUGUAUGACGUCAAUUGUUUCAAACCUCUGAAUAAUCUGAGAAUCUGCCUGGACUCUCACUCCUGAUGAAACAAUAAAACAUUUAUCCUCAACUGAUAA
This is a messenger RNA of Coregonus sp. 'balchen', 13371 nucleotides long. NCBI's taxonomy places the organism in Eukaryota, Metazoa, Chordata, Actinopteri, Salmoniformes, Salmonidae. The record is from the annotation of a GenBank genome assembly.